Molecule: messenger RNA, 597 nt
Organism: Toxorhynchites rutilus septentrionalis
Lineage: Eukaryota; Metazoa; Arthropoda; Insecta; Diptera; Culicidae
Exons: 2
Coding region: 1-597 (198 amino acids)
Source: RefSeq, a predicted model, not a curated record
AUGAGGAUUAUGAAUGACGAACAAGCUGUGAAGCCACCAACACAGGAGGAGGUUUAUAAGGCGAUUAGUGAGCUGAAAAACGGCAAGGCCGCUGGGAAGAAUGGUAUUCCGGCCGAACUACUAAAAGCGGGAAGCGAGCGGCUGCUGGUUUUCGACAGGGGCGUUCCACGACGGAUCAAAUGUUCACCCUCCUCGAUCCUCGACAAGUUCCAGGAGUAUAACUUGCAGACUCACCAUCCGUUUGUGGAUUUUAAGGCGGCAUACGACUCAGUGAAAAGAAACGAGUUGUGGCAGAUUAUGCUGGAACACGGUUUUCCGACGAAACUAAUUAAGCUGAGUCGUUUGAUACUGGAAGGAUCGAAGUCAUGCGUGCGGAGAGCUGACGAGACAUCAGCUGCGUUCGCUAUGUUAGAUGGACUGAAACAGGGCGAUGAGCUCUCCAACUCACUGUUCAACAUAGCCCUUGAAGGAGCAGUACGGAGAGCAAACGUGCAAGGAAACGGUAGGGUCAUCACGAAAUCGCACAUGCUCCUUGGUUUUGCGGACGACAUUGAUAUCAUCGGUAUCGACCGUAGGGCCAUGGAGGAGGCCUUUUAA